This is a messenger RNA of Lycium ferocissimum, 612 nucleotides long. RefSeq lists its product as uncharacterized. The transcript has a single exon. Lineage: Eukaryota; Viridiplantae; Streptophyta; Magnoliopsida; Solanales; Solanaceae. The record is from RefSeq and is a predicted model, not a curated record. The coding region runs from base 1 to 612 and encodes 203 amino acids.
AUGCAGGAAGUUUGGACCAAAUUAAAGGAGGUGAAAAAGGGCUUAAAAGACCUUAACAACAAAGAAUUCAAAGGGGUUGUAGAAAAGAUUAAAAAAGCAAGGGGUCAGUUGCAAGAGCUGCAAGGAAAAAUGAGGGAUCCUACUCAAGCUAUCAAUACCUAUGACACAGAAAAACUGCUAAAGGAAAAACUAGAAAAAUGGAACCUCAUUGAGGAAAGUAUAUACAAACAAAAAUCAAGGAAUAAAUGGCUCAAGGAAGGUGACUGCAACACUGCUUACUUCUUUACUAGUGCUAAAAGCAGAAAAGCCCAAAAUCUGAUUAUCACACUUCAAAAUGAAAAUGGGGAUACAGUGAGUACAGAAGCAGGUAUAGAAGAAGAGGUCCUGGGCUUCUACAACAACCUUUUGGGGACAACAAACCAAGCUAUACCAGCUAUACAACCUCACAUGCUGAAUAAUGAGCCAACACUAACCAGAGAACAACAAACAGAGCUCAUAAAACCAUUCAGUGCUGUAGAUGUCUACCAAGCCCUCAAAGACAUAGGUGACAUGAAGGCACCUUGUAUAGAUGGUUUCAACUCAUGCUUCUUAAAAAAGCGUGGCCAACAAUAG